This is a messenger RNA of Oncorhynchus mykiss (rainbow trout), 6329 nucleotides long. NCBI's taxonomy places the organism in Eukaryota, Metazoa, Chordata, Actinopteri, Salmoniformes, Salmonidae. The record is from RefSeq and is a predicted model, not a curated record.
CUGAUUCUGCGUGUGAAGCCAAUAAACAACCGUUAGGCUAUUAGGCUAUAACCAGCGAGCUGAACACAUUUAUCGCUAUGGUCCCGGUCACAACCCGUUUGGAUAGCCUUAGUCUACCACUUGAGUCACAUUCCGCAGUCACAACUUCUUUAGAGCACGCGACACAGUGGUCCCGGUAGUAAACAGACGUGAUUAAUACCUCUUCAACCGGGUGGCUUCCCGCGCGACCUACUCCCGGUUCCGUUACUUAGUAGUCUACGGCACACAGUGGGGUUAUUGAGUAAAAGGAUAUGCGUGGUUACAGGGUGUAAAAAUAGUCCUCAGCUCUUACAUCAGUGGGCUAUGUGUAUUAUUGGGUACUCGUCCUGUCCACGUAACAACAACCUACUGGGUGUUCUUCACCCACACGGUGCACUGCACAGGGCGGUAGCCUAGGCGAAAGCCGUAGCCUUUUACUAUACUUUUCAAUGUAGGAAUAAUGAACAGCCUACAUAAGUUUGGAUAAUAAAUCCAGAUAGCAUCAGUAGAGUUCCGCCGCAUAAUGACCGAUUGUUGACCUUGGCGCGGCGCGGUGACAUGGAAGGGACAAAUACGCACAUCGCUGCAUGGGCUGGAGCUGCUGCUGGUUCAGCGUUGAGAGACACGGACACCGCCGGGGAAAUCGCCGGCUUCGGAUAAUUAUGCUGCUGCUGCUGCAACUACAACCGAAGGCACCGGUCAACCGAAGGCUGUCAUCAGUUUGUGUUUGUUUGUCUCUGCACGUUGAGAAAUGUGGAAUGCUGCGUUCGGAAAUGGGUCAGAUUUGCGUAGUGGAGGAGGCGGCGGCGGGUACGUGCCAGCGCAGGACUGGGAAUUCGUUCCCUGCUCGCUUCUGGAAAGAGAAAGAGAGAGGGACAGAGGGAAGAGUCGCAGCCCGUUCAGGACGUUCUCCUCCCCGCCAACAGUCACUCAGUUCUACGAACAGUCUCAUCCUGGAACGGUUGGAACAUCACCGGAGCUUCCACGGGGACAAGUUCGGGCGCAAGAGCCAGGGACUCAUCACUCCCGUCUGAAAAAGAAGUUUGAACACUUUAACAAACGCCACGGACAGGACAAGGAAGAAUGGAUACGAGAGAAGGAGAUACUUUUAAGACAAGUUGCUGAGAUACAAGGUGGGGAGAACAGAAGGAUUUUGUUGGAUCUGAAGACUGUAGUGGAGGAGGUGCAGAUAGAGGUGAAGAGAGAGGAGUCGAAGAGGUGCGAGCUACAGCUGCAGUACACUAAGGACAGAUGUGCCUGGGAACUGGAGAGAGCUGAGCUGAAAUGCAGAAUCGCACAGUUGGAGGCUAGAGGAGGUCCUGUCGUUGAGCUGGGGCUGAGAACUCAGAGUCCAGAGCCCAGGGAGAGUCCUCUACAGCGGGGGGACAGAGAGCAGCAGAGGAGGCUGCUGGUCGACACCCACACGGCCGCCAUGGACCUGCGCUGUCGGCUGGAGCUCAGCGAGAAGGGCUGGGUCCGAGAGAAGUCUGAACUGAUGGAGAGAUUCAACUCUGAGAGGAAGGAGUGGGAGAGCCAGCUGGGAGACAUGCAGAGGAAAAUAGAGGAGAUGUACAAGGAGGUGAAGGUGAGGCGCGAGGUAUCUGGGGAGAUGAGAGAACCUGUCGGAGAGAUUACAGAGGAAGUCACCCUGAAUGUCAGCGUACAUACCACCAGCACAGGAUCCAGCAUGCUUAGCGACAACUCGACUUCCGACCCCCAGAGCAGCAGCAGCAGCCAAUCAGAGCCCACCAACCAACGCGGCUCCUACCCCCGUCGUCACCGCAACGACGACUUCGCCGCCCACAGAAACCGGUCGGAUCACCGUGGCGACAGAGGAAACCCCCGUAACUAUGACGACUGUGUCGGUAACCAGGAAGUGGACAUGGCGGAACUGGAGGCCAUCCUGCGAGGGGUUGACAGAGACUCUCCCUCUAAAGGGGGUAUGGUUAAUGUCCGUCGCUCCUCCCACGGUGGAUCUAGUGUAGGAGUGACCCACAACACAGGGAUGAUCUCCGGGACAUGGAGUGACAAGAUGGAGAAUACUACAGCCCUCAAUGCCGCCCUGAAGGAGAUAGCCCGUGUGAGUGAAGAGCUGUGUAGCUACCAGGAUGAGAUCAGCAGGAAGUCCGGAGGGGACAAGAGGGGUCGAACCGAGUCCUCGUAUUUCCCCGAGGUGGAUCAUGUUACGACCAGAGAGAGAAUGGAGGACCCUGCCUUCAACCUGACGCAGCUGGUAGCUGACCUCAGGGCCCUGGAAGAGGAGAACUGGCUGUCCAUCAGGAAGGACCCCACCAGGGGCCCCAGUCACCGCAAGGACCCCGACAGGGGCCCCAGUCACCUCAAGGAGCCCGACAGGGGCCCCAGUCACCUCAAGGAGCCCGCCAGGGGCCCCAGUCACCUCAAGGAGCCCACCAGGGGCCCCAGUCACCUCAAGGACCCCGCCUGGGGCCCCAGUCACCUCAAGGACCCCACCAGGGGCCCCAGUCACCUCAAGGACCCCACAUCCAAGCCCUCUGAGAGGGAGAGAGAAGCACCUCCGCUCCCCCCUCUGCUGGUUCCUCCUCCUAUCCCUCCUCGGACAACAUCAUGGUACCUCGCCAGCCCCUCCCCUGAACUACAACUACACGUCCCAGAAUCCCUCAGUGGCUCAGGCAGGAAGUGCCACAGCCCCUGUCUCCUGUUAGACAGGAAGUGCAGCAGCAGCCCAUCGAUAGUGAGGAAGUUCGAGGCGAUGCUGCAGGAGAACGAGGGGAAAGUUCUGACGGAGGCGGGGUUUACCACCUGUGCUGUUCCCGUUAACUCCCGUUGCAACGUGGGCUGUUGCCACAACCGCUGGUCCUUCGGCAGCAGCAAGUCGUCCACCUACGUGCCUGUCCAGAAGAGCCUGUCUGAAGUCAACAUAGUGAGUGCUGCUGGGAAGGACUUGAUCCACGACUACAGGCCCAUUGAGAAACCUAGUCCUAGAAGUCCUAGAAGCCCUGAGAGAGAGAGUCAUAUACAACCUGGAAACAAAGACCUAACAGUUUCACACAUCUGUCUUGACCUUACCUUAGAGUUACCCCCUCCAGGCUCCAACCCUCCAGGCUCCAACCCUCCAGGCUCCAACCCUCCAGACUCCAACCCUUCAGGCCACAGUAGGAAUAUGAUGCUGGAACAGGCCACUGCUGAGUUUAACAGGACUCUCUUCCAGGCUGAGAUGGGUCGAGGGAUGGAGGACGAUGAUGUAGAGGACAGUUUUACAUCAGCGGGUGUCUCUAAAAGGGGCAUACCAGACGGUACGACGGUAUGUGGCGAGGUCACACACGGGGUCGACAGGGAGACGAACUUUGACCUCCCGCCGCGGCACGCCACAGAGGUCAGACAGAAGGAGGUAAUCUGUGACAUCACAGCUCAGAAGCUGAGUUCAGGGAUCAAACUGAGCCAGGCCCUGCCCCCAACUGACACUCAUCCAGGGGUCACCGUCAGGACCUUUGACCCCCCUGCCACCUCUGACCUUUCACCCCAACGCCCAGAAGUUGCGUUUAGGAACAUGCCUUCUAACCCGGCAACACGCUGCCCUGAGGUCAAACACAAAGCUGGACCCCCCAACAGCCUGUCUAAGCCCACACUGCACAGGUCCAUCUCUAGUGAAUACAAGCAGCCUGCCCAGACUACACACACGGCUCCAGGACCAGAGGUGAGUGCCAGUCCUAAGAGGGACAUCACGGCCCAAGGAGCGAGGCCUCAUUCCGUUAAGUCAUGCCCAGCGCCCCAGCCUCCUACAAACCUCAGGCCGAAGCAGGUUGGGCAACCUGGGUGUCGCUCAACCACAACGCAGGACAUCCUUAAAGCUGGAUCUGUGGGGUCAGGACUCCGUGUGCCUGGGGGGUCAGGACUGCGUGUGCCUGGGGGGUCAGGACUCCGUGGUGUAAUGAGCGACCAGCCCUGGAAGCCCUUGACUCUGGCUGCGUUACGUCCAUCUGACUCCAGGUCUAAUUACGGAGCUGUGGAGAGGAUCCUGAAGAGCUAUGAGAACACUGCCUGGAGCCAGCGGUACCAGAACCAUACCCAACCCACUGAGUCCAGCCCUAACCCUGGUCUCAGUCCCAGCCCUAACCCUGGUCUCAGCCCCAGCCCUAACCCUGGUCUCAGCCCCAGCCCUAACCCUGGUCUCAGCCCCAGCCCUAACCCUGGUCUCAGCCCCAGCCCUAACCCUGGUCUCAGCCCCAGCCCUAACCCUGGACCCAGCCCUAACCCUGGUCUCAGCCCCAGCCCUAACCCUGGUCUCAGCCCCAGCCCUAACCCUGGUCUCAACCCCCGUCUCAGCCCCAGCCCUAACCCUGGACCCAGCCCCCGUCUCAGCCCCAGACCAAACCCUGGUCUCAGCCCUAGCCCUAACCCUGGUCCCAGCCCCAGCCCUAACCCUGGUCCCAGCCCCAGACAGGAAGAGGAACUCAUGGAUCUUCUGGAGGAGAUGAUGGACAAGGAUUACUGGGAUCAGUCAGGCCCUGCCUCUGGACACUCCUCCCACACACACUCUCACCACAGCCAGCUGACCAGCUCCCACAGAGAGACAAGGCUAACCAUGCAGGAGUGUAAAGUAUCUUCCAGCUCCUCUUCAGUCCAGAAGAAUUUCUCUCGUCCGGCCUGUCCAGCCAACCGCCGCCCCCCGUCACGCUGGGCUAGUUGUUCCCCCUCCACCUCUUCCUCCUCCUCCUCCUCCUCCACCCCUAUAAACCAGCCCUCUUCCGGCUCCGCCCACAAACACACCUCAUUCUCCUACUCAGCCUAUCACACGGAGACAGUCAUCAUCUGACCCCCAGCUGACCCUGUGUCUGAACCAAUAAGAUGCCUUUCGUUACUGUACGUACUCUGACAUUUCUGACAUCCUUCCUUGAUUCCUUCACAUCGAAGGUACGAGUCGGGUGGGGGUGGGGGGUUGGGGGGGGAUGGGGGGGACCUUUUCCUCCACCGCCUCUAUACGUACCGAGACUGUUACUUCUACAACCAAUCAGACGAUCCAAGAGCUUCAGCUGUGGACCAACGUGGAGUUGGUUCACCGAUCAUCUUCAGAAUGUAAUCUCAUCGACUAGCGGAGGAGACGUUUCAUGUAUUCUACUAUAGCAACUCCAGGAUCCCCAAUGCUGACUGUACCUCUGUGGCUUAAUGUGCAUCCCAAAUGGCACCCUAUUCCCUAUAUAGUGCGCACUAUUUUAGACCAGAGCCCAUAGUGCCAUAGGGGGCUUUUUGGUCAAAAGUAGUGCACUAAAUAGGGAAUAGGGUGCCAUUUAGGAGGCUAAUAUAUUCAACGCCUUUCAUUUCACAUACUCUCUUUAACUUGACAUGUUGCAUAAUAAUUACAGUAUUACAGAAUAAAUGUUCGUUAUUCUUUACCUUUCUGAUAUCAGAUGGAUUACAUAAAACGGGCCUGUUUCUUCAUAUUUACCAAAGGUGUCGUCUACAGCUUCUCUUCUCUCUAUAAAAAAAAAAAAGGACUGAUGAGUUUCUAUGCUUUUAUUUGAUUGGACAUCGCCGGCUGUUGUCGGGCAGGAUAGCCGACUAGCUCCUUGUGUGUUAGCGCUUCCUGUUUGUUGGGGGGGGCCAUGCUUAAAGGGGCAAUCUGCAGUUCAUACAAAAAAAACACUUUACUAAUAGCAGAAUGACCCCUUUUUUUUAAAUAUAUUUUUAAAUUUUAUUUUUAACUUGAUGAAAUGGACAACAAACCCUUUCUACUGGUGGUCUCUGUAACCGAUGGUUACCUACCCGGCCCUAUUGACUAAUACCACAGUCUGUUGAAUCGACGUGGUCGUGACCUCGUGGUCUCUGUAACCGAUGGUUACCUACCCGGCCCUAUUGACUACAGUCUGUUGAGUCGAUGUGGUGGUGACCUCGUGACCUCGUGGUCUCUGUAACCGAUGGUUACCUACCCGGCCCUAUUGACUAAUACCACAGUCUGUUGAAUCGACGUGGUGGUGACCUCGUGACCUUGUGGUCUCUGUAACCGAUGGUUACCUACCCGGCCCUAUUGACUAAUACCACAGUCUGUUGAAUCGACGUGGUGGUGACCUCGUGACCUUGUGGUCUCUGUAACCGAUGGUUACCUACCCGGCCCUAUUGACUAAUACCACAGUCUGUUGAAUCGACGUGGUGGUGACCUCGUGACCUCGUGGUCUCUGUAACCGAUGGUUACCUACCCGGCCCUAUUGACUACAGUCUGUUGAGUCGAUGUGGUGGUGACCUCGUGACCUCGUGACCUCGUGUCUAUAUCAUGAACGUGAUGCCUUUGCUGUUUUUAAUUUGUGUAAUAAAUGUAGCUACAUAUUUACCGUCUA